Messenger RNA from Staurois parvus, 298 nucleotides. The record is from the annotation of a GenBank genome assembly. NCBI's taxonomy places the organism in Eukaryota, Metazoa, Chordata, Amphibia, Anura, Ranidae.
CCCCUGACCUCUGUCUGGACAGUGCUGAUUGGCCCUGUGCUGAUCACAUGCACUCUCUAAGAAAUAAAAACCUCUCUAGCAAUACACAUCAAAUGGAGCAUGUGCAGAGUUUUUUCCACACAAUAUGUCUUAUCAGGAGAUAAGGGGAGGGGGGGCACUGGAAGAAGGGGAGGAUCAGGGAAGUCAGGAUCAAACAGCAUUUUUACACAGUGCAGAAGAUUAACCCCUUAGGUUCCAGUGAGUAUAACAAGCACUGCAUAUACAGACUGAUUUUACUGUUGUGGGUUUAGUAACACUU